Molecule: messenger RNA, 532 nt
Organism: Baudoinia panamericana UAMH 10762
Lineage: Eukaryota; Fungi; Ascomycota; Dothideomycetes; Mycosphaerellales; Teratosphaeriaceae
Exons: 2
Biological process (GO): ribose phosphate metabolic process; nucleoside phosphate metabolic process
Cellular component (GO): nucleus
Molecular function (GO): ADP-ribose diphosphatase activity
Source: RefSeq, a predicted model, not a curated record
CCUUCACGACAUCAAUGGAUCACCAGAUCUGUUAGAUGCACGAAACGACCAAUUGAUGUACUUCAACCGCUCGAGAAUAGGACUUUUGCGGAUAUCACACCAAGGCCGAAUUCGGUGUCUAGGAAAGAUGGCUCAGCAACAGCCAAAGAUCAACCGCAUCUCCCCAUUAUCGGCCGAGGAAGCAAAAUGGACCGAAUUGAAGAAGAUCGAAUGGACCGACCAAACCGGCCGUAAUCGCGUAUGGGAGGCCGCAGCACGCAAGACCAGGGGCAAGACAGGCAUCGACGCCGUAGCCAUUGCCCCAAUCCUACGCCACCCCAACCGGCCGCCCUCAACCCUUAUCAUCCUGCAGUAUCGUCCACCCGUCGAAGCGACAUGCGUGGAGUUCCCCGCUGGACUAAUCGACGAGGGCGAAACGCCCGAACAGGCUGCCAUCAGGGAGCUGAAGGAGGAAACUGGGUAUGAGGGAAAGGUAGUUGAUUGUUCUCCAACUAUUGUCGCCGAUCCGGGGUUGACGACGGCGAAUAUGCAG